This is a messenger RNA of Symbiodinium natans, 852 nucleotides long. NCBI's taxonomy places the organism in Eukaryota, Dinophyceae, Suessiales, Symbiodiniaceae. The record is from the annotation of a GenBank genome assembly.
AUGUGUGAGCCGAAGAUCUGCGAGAACACGUCGCCCUCCUCCGUCGCUCGCCACGCUCUCGUGGAGGAGGAGGAGCAGGAUCUCCCUCUUUCUCUGAGCGAGGGCGAGCUCUUCAUGGAGCCCGGCCUCCGCGACAUCGAGUGCCGCAUCCGCGCCGUGGAGCAGCGGUGCAACUUCAAAGUGGCAUCGCAACGGAGGAUCACUGCGAUGUUGCAGCUGCUUGUGGAAGACCAUGCGCGGCUCAUGGACAUGCUUCCUGCGUCCCAAUGCGCCAGUAAGAAGCUGCGCUGCUCGUCCCUACCCGUCCAGCCGCGCGCGGGCACCAACAGCUCCGCCAAGAGCCUGCGGGCCGAGGAGGGCAACAGGCUUCUGAUGGAUUCCCAGCCGCCGCCUCCCAGGCCUCCCAGGAGGAGCACGACGACCUUUCCCAUGAAGGUGCUGCCGGAGGGAGAGCCGGAAGUGAUGGGCUGCAAGACCAGCGGCUCAAGAGGCGAAGCCUUGUCCGUGAAGGAGGUCCUGGCCCGCCAGGCGGCCCAAGCGGCCCAACUGUCCAGCCACGCUUUCGGCGACCACCUGCCGCUGCUGCUUCGGGCCCCGGACUCCCCUUGCGGGCUCUGCUGUUUCAAGCUCUGGAGGGGCCUGCUAGCCCUCUGCGGAGCAGCCGCCUUGUGGGAUUCUCCCCGAACAGAAAGAGCACAGCGAUGCAGGCACUUUUUGCACGUGGCCGCCACCCUCGUCCUUGCAAUGUUCGCAAUUGCGAUAGGACUUCUCCGCUUCGUCAGCUUGGUGCCACAGGAAGUCGAGCCCCUGCGCGAUUUCACCAGAGAUGAGACCAGAUCCAAUCAAUUUUGA